AUGAACUGCAUCAGUGCGAGUGGGGCCAACGACUGGGACUAUGUGCGGACAGUGCUCCAGGCGGUGACAGAAGGUGCCAUCUGUCGUGCCACUGUCCCGGGAGGUUGGUGUGGAGACAGGUCCAGGAUCUUUUUCAGCGGCCAGUCCAUGGGGGGGAUGUCUGCCCUGCAGUUCGCCACACCGGAUCCAACAUCAAGGCCCUGCAGCCAGAGACAGUCCUGUCGCAAGGCGGUUUUCUGCCUGCUGUGUUUCUGUCGAAGGUAUUUCCUGGGGUCUUUGCGGCCUGCGGCUGUUGCGGCGUGCAGCCCGGGCGGAUCCCGUAACAACGACCUGGAGCUGCAAGGCCAGGUUCCCACCCUGCUGCUUCAAGGCCGGGGCGUUUUCCAACUGUACCGCACAUGUAAGGCUUAA
Symbiodinium necroappetens is the source of this 411-nucleotide messenger RNA. The record is from the annotation of a GenBank genome assembly. NCBI's taxonomy places the organism in Eukaryota, Dinophyceae, Suessiales, Symbiodiniaceae.